AUGGGUAUCACUGAUUUAUGGUCAAUUCUUUCUCCUGGAUUUGAUACCAGAAUACCGUUUCCUAUAUUUGUAUAUGAAUUCAUAAAUCAAUAUGGAAGAACCCCAAGGAUAGCUAUUGAUGCAUAUAUGUUUAUAUUCCAAUCAAGCCAUAGUAAUUUACAAGGUGUUGAACGUGAAAAUGACAUUCAAAUUAGAAAUAUAAUGUCAAAAUUGAUGUAUUUGACCCUGCUUAAUGUUUCAUAUGUGGUGGUUUUUGAUGGGAGAUAUAAACCGCAAAAAUUAAGACAUGGCGAGGACGGACAUUCUAUAUCUUACGAUGAUCAAUUGAGGGAGUUUCAGAACAUUGCAUUUAAGAAUGAAAACUACAUGGAAGAUUCGCCCUGUACUCAACUAAUAAAUAGAUUGUUUGAGAUUUUCAGAGAGAAUAAAAUUGAUUUUAUUCAAUCUCCGGGUGAAGCAGAGGCAGAAUGUGCUAUGCUACAAAAAUACGAUGUUGUUGAUUUUGUUUUAACUAAGGAUACUGAUGUUUUUGUCUUUGGUGCAACUAAAGUCUUGAGGAACUUUAGUAGAUCUGAGCAGGAUAUAGCGGUCUCAAGUAGUUCGAUACCGACAAAAGAUUUUUAUGUCACGCCUGUGGAUAUGACAAGGGUUACAAAAGAAACCGGGUUGGACUACCAAAGGCUAAUUUUAAUAGCCACUUUACGUGGAGGUGAUUACUCUAGUGGAGUGAACAAUAUUGGCAUCACAAGGGCAAGCAAGAUAGCCUUAUGCGGAACGAAAUUUGCUACGUUUUUCCACUUAUCUCCAAGAAAAACUAAAAAGAAAUCGGAAAUAAAGUAUUCUGAUCCAUUAAGGGAUUUCUCCAAAUUGUUAAUUGAUUGCUUUAUUGAUAGGGCAUGUCUUAAUACAUUCGAUUCGUUUGCUCUGAUCAAAUGUGCAAGUACUAGAAAAAUUGAAUUGGAGAGGUUUACAAGUUAUUUAAAUCAAUGCAUCGAAUCAAGGUCAAGAGAUAUAUUUGAUAUGGAUAUUAACUUUUCAUCGUCUCUCUUCAUAGAUGAGUAUUUCACAUUACUUUAUCUAUUCCCAAUAGUUAGCCCAGCAGUAUUCAAAUUUUUGCCGUAUACUUUAAGCUGUGGCGAGUUAAAUGUAAUAGACAACGACUUGAAGGUUCCAGAAAGUUGUUUUACUUGCAGCGGUUAUUCAAAAACUUGGAUUGAACAAAUUCCAAGGUUUAACAAUAUACUCGUUGAUAAAUAUAUUGGGUUCCUGGAAGUAUCAAUGCAUAUUGAUGAAUUAGGAAAAGCAAAAAUAAAAAAUUGUGUGGCUAAUAAUUCACAGGCAAUUUGUAAACGCAUGUCAAAAUUCAUGAUUCCUGAUAGAUAUGAUUAUCAAAUUAAAAGCAUUAUUAUUAAACUCAUAUCAUGGUUUAAUGAUAUUUCUUCUCUUUGUGAAAUCAUUACAAUUACUAACAAUAAAUUUAUUAAUAAUGUUGAAUUUCUAAUGGUUAAAUUUGAACCUGAGAAGAUAAAAAAUACUUUAAAUAGUACAAAAAAUUUUACAACAGGCUCUCCAGAGAAAGGAUAUGAAAAUUUGCUGCCCACUAAAGAGAAAUUAGAAAGUUUAUGGCUCCCAAAAAACUUAGUUGAGUUGAUUAAUCUAAACAUGGUUCAGGAGUUCGAAGCGUCGGUAAUAGCUCAUGAAAAGGAGAGACGCAAACAAUCGCCAAGAAAAUCUAAAUGCAUUCAAAGAACAACACUUGAUACCUUGGGAUUGCUCAGUAAAAAGCAGAGGAAUGAAUUUAGCGUGGAAAAUAACAACUUGAGGGAUCGAAGUUCUCCUUUGAAAAUAAGGGACGCAUCAAAAGCUAAAUCUAGAAAGAAUACUAUCAUUCCAGGGCAGUCAAUCGUUACGUCGUUUUUUCCCAAUUACAAAAAUAUUAAGGAAGAUAAUCCUUUUAUUGAAAAAUAUGAACCGAAUCAUAAUCAAGAUCUCUUAUUCGUUAAAGAUCUGAAUAAGGGCGAAAAUAAAGUCCUCCAAAACAAUACAAUUAAUAUUCUGUAUGGUAAGUUGAAACUGGAUAUAUGGCUUAAUCCAAAUUUGCGCUAUGAAGCACCUUUGAUAAACAAAGAAGUGACGGGUUCUCCGAAGCGACGGAUACCUUCAUUUUCCGAAGGGUUUUCAAGUCCUCAAAGUAGUCCUUCAAAAAAACGCCACGUCAAAACGAAUUUGCUCCUAUCACCCAAUUCUUCUCCAAUAAAGCACAACUCCAGAAUUGAUGAGGAUGAUGGUGCAUUUUUUGUUCCAGUCGAAAAGAACUCCUCUCCAAAAACCAGGAUUGAUAUAACAAACAAUGUACAAAGUGGAGAGUUAUCAGAAACUAAGAUCAAAUCUGGUUCCACGAACUUGGAUGCAAUACAAAUAAGUGAUAGUGAUAGUGAAAUAGAUACAAGUUCACUUAUGGAAAUAAACCUUAGUGCAUUUCAGAGUAAAAGUUGA
Molecule: messenger RNA, 2496 nt
Organism: Debaryomyces fabryi
Lineage: Eukaryota; Fungi; Ascomycota; Pichiomycetes; Serinales; Debaryomycetaceae
Product: crossover junction endodeoxyribonuclease
Exons: 1
Coding region: 1-2496 (831 amino acids)
Cellular component (GO): cytoplasm; nucleus
Molecular function (GO): 5'-flap endonuclease activity; 5'-3' exonuclease activity
Source: RefSeq, a predicted model, not a curated record